AUGGCUGAAGACAAACGAACGGUCAUCGUCGAUUCUAAUAAUGAACAACAAGCUUCUCAAGGUCCACGAGAAUUCACAAAAGCAGCAAAAAUCAGUGCUGAACAAGAACUCAUAAUGCUUUCAGUUGAAGAUAUAAUACUAAUUACCAAUAAAACAGAAAUUGAAGCAGGCGUUGCAGCUGAUGUAAAGGCAGAGAUUGAACCUAUUUAUAAGUUAAGUGAAAAUUGUUGUGAUCGUUGUUGUGAUAGUACACUCAAUUGUUGUCGUAAAACUUGUGAUUUUUGUGACUGCUGUCGAAAGGAAACCAAAGUUGUUCCUUUUCUUCAGAAAACGACAACAAUUUUGUAUGAUAAAGAUCCGAAUCAAGAUAUUGAAUUCGA
Messenger RNA from Rotaria sordida, 380 nucleotides. The record is from the annotation of a GenBank genome assembly. NCBI's taxonomy places the organism in Eukaryota, Metazoa, Rotifera, Eurotatoria, Philodinida, Philodinidae.